Mesorhabditis spiculigera is the source of this 1785-nucleotide messenger RNA. The record is from the annotation of a GenBank genome assembly. Lineage: Eukaryota; Metazoa; Nematoda; Chromadorea; Rhabditida; Rhabditidae.
AUGAUAGAAGACCUCAAACACGAUCCAGACGAUCAACCCGUCUGUAAUUUCUUCGACAUCCACUCCCCGAUGACCAAGGAAUUCCACGAAGACAUCGGCAGCUACUGCCCCCCAAUCCCAGUUGUCAAUACCCCAAUGGCAUUGAUACCCCAAGCUUACAACUGCGGUGAUGACACCGACACCGGAUAUUCAAGUGAUUCCACCGAUUCUGACCCUCAAAAGUUGAGGCCCCCAAAGCACAUGCUCCAUGUCGAGCGCCCAACCAGACUCGAUUCUCAAAAAUGCAGGAAACUGAGCAUCAUCCCAAAGACGUAUUACUAUAAUACUCCCACUGAUAUUCCCGGAACAUCUACCAGAACACCCCUCGCGGAGCUUGUAGCUCAAUCGGUGCUGGGCACGGCAUGCGUGGAGCCGGAGAAUCCCCUACCUGCUAAGACUCAACUUAUUUCUGACCCAUCCAGGCUUUGCAAUGACCGUACUGUCGCUUUGCAGCGAUUUAGAAGAUCGAGGACAAGGAAUUUUUUCCAUCCAUAUGCACAGGAAAUCGGCGCCAUCCAAGCCCUGAAAGAAGUCGCCUCCAGCCCCGAUGAGGUGGCCGCCAAGUUCGCCUCCGAAGCCCUGACCGUCAUCGGCGAGGAGCUGCCCUACCAGCUGGCCCAACAAGUCCCCUGCUGGACAACGGCUGACGUGCAGUACUGGGUGAAAAAGAUCGGCUUCGAGCAAUAUGCCGAGGCAUUCCGGGAGAAUAUGGUCGACGGAGACCUGUUGCUCCAUUUGACGGAGAGGGACCUCGAGGAUGACCUCAAAAUCCAUUCCGGGAUCUUGAGAAAGAGGUUCUUGAGAGAACUGGAGAGCCUGAAGAUUGCUGCCGACUACAGUUCCGUGGAUGACACGCAGUUGGACCAGUUUUUGAUGUCGUUGAGCCCGGAAUUGUCGGUUUAUACAUAUCAGAUGCUCACCGCCGGCAUCAACCGACCACUCCUCCCCAACCUCACCGACGACAUGAUGCAAAAAGCCUGCGGCAUCACCAACCCGAUCCAUCGCCUCAAGCUCAAAAACGCAUUCCAAGACGCCAAGCACAUCGACGACAUCGAGAUCGCGCUCCUGAGGCAGCAAAUCGACGUCUUCAUCUCGUACCGAAGGAGCACGGGCAACCAGCUGGCCUCCCUGAUCAAGGUGCUGCUCCAGCUGCGCGGCUACAAGGUGUUCAUCGACGUCGACAAGUUGUACGCCGGGAAAUUUGAUUCGUCUUUGCUGAAGAACAUCCAGGCGGCCAAGCAUUUUAUUUUGGUGUUGACCAAGGAUUCGUUGGAUCGUCUUCUAAAUGAUCACAAUUGUGAGGAUUGGAUUCAUAAGGAGCUCCGCUGCGCUUUUGAGCACCAGAAAAACAUCAUCCCGCUCUUCGACUCCAACUUCGAGUUCCCUGUCAACGACCAAGAGAUCCCGUCUGACAUCCGGAUGAUCACCAAGUACAACGGUGUCCGCUGGGUGCACGACUACCAAGAAGCCUGCAUGGACAAGGUCGAGAAGUUCAUCAAGGGCGAGCUGAACAGGCAGCCGUCGGUCAAUCAGCCCUCCCUCCCGGCCACCGCCUCACAUCCGGCUGUCGUGACGGCCCGAAAAUCGCCGCGCUGGAACCCUAGCAGCCGCCAGCCGAGCAGCGGGUCGCGCAGCAAUCUGGCAAGGCUGGACGCGCCGCCAACACCAUCAUUCGGCGGCUCCAUCGAAAAGCAAAGACGAAAGGCGUUCCACACGAGCGCGAGCACCGUCAGCACUGGGACUCAC